AUGAUCCAAUCACGGUCCUCAUGUACUCACAAACUCGUCAGCAAAAUGGAGACAGCGCCACAGGUAAAUAUGAUCUCCUUUUACCGACACGCACGCAAUGAAAUACCCGUUAUCAAUUUACCUACAGCUGCAGUCAAUGCAGAUUUGGGCAUAAAGGAGGUCGUUUUGUCGUCCAUGCAGGAGAGCCCAUUUCAAACUGGUUGUUGUCAGAACAGGUCAAACAAGCCAGAAUGGCACUAA
Protopolystoma xenopodis is the source of this 240-nucleotide messenger RNA. The record is from the annotation of a GenBank genome assembly. Lineage: Eukaryota; Metazoa; Platyhelminthes; Monogenea; Polystomatidea; Polystomatidae.